AUGUCUUCCGACUCUUCUUCCAAUUCCGAGGCUGCGAUUCUUCCCGAACACCGCAGGGAGGAAACUUCUACCGAGAUCUCGAGUUCGGGAUCUACGGAGCAUUCCUCAAAUGCUUCUUUGGUUCGUAAGAACUCCCGGGUCGUCGAGGUCGGCUCUGGUAGCCGAGUUCCCAUUCGGGCUCCGGAACGGAUGGACCAAAAUCUCCGCGAGCCCGAGGGCCAAGUUCCUGCUGAUUUGGUCUUGGGACGGGAGCCUGAUGUGAAGACAGAUGAAGACGCUCCACUGCGCGAGGUCGGGGAUGGAGGAGUGCAGGAUCCCAACGAUGACGACAUGAUGCCGAUCGUGGAUCGGCCGUGUAUCUGUGCUCCGGUGAAGUCUACUUUAUCAACCCCCGAAACAGUCCGGGCUGCUAUGCUGGUUGGUGGAGCCCCUCCCGGAAUCAUAAUCCAGGUCCCCGAACCGGAGGAGCGUCCCUGGGACGCUCCUGAAGAUUUUAUUUGCGUCUACGAGGCUUAUUUCCGCGAGGCCGGGUUAACUUUCCCCUUGCCUCGCCUUCUGUUCGCGUACUGCAACCGGCAUGGCUGCGCGAUAGCCCAACUUCAGCCGGCGUCGAUUGUAAACUUCGUUGGGAUUCUCCAACUCGGGCGCGAUAUCCGCACUCGAAUCAAUGUGGCACAGUUCGAGGAGCUCUUCAUAAUGAAAGUCUCGUCGGCCAAAAGCUGGUUCAUGUCGGUGAAUUGCAAUCCGAAAUUCGAUUUGGUCACCGGGAACAAGGCCAGCAAGUUUACGGACUGGGACAAGAACUACUUUUUUCUUCGCGUCGACUCAAUUUCUGCUGAGAAUCCGGAGAGCACGUUCCGGACUGGCUGGAGUGUUGACUUUGAUCGUCACAUUCCGAGGUUUAUCCAACGCUCUCUUACGUCCGACCUAGCGAAGCAGCUUAGUCUCGCUGGUCAGCGCCGUUGGCCACUAGCGUAUCGGGAGAAGAUUGACCGCCGGAUAAAGAGGGCUCAAGACAAAGCUAAAAAUAAGAAGGAACCCAGUUCAUCGAGACCGGUCGCGAAGAAUAAGAAAUCGAGGAAAAGCAACAAGAGGAGUCGGAGGAUGGCGUUCGACAGGUCGGAUAUCCCAAUCAUGAACUUUGGGGCUGACGAGGAAGACGACAAUGCCCCAAUCGACAUCGUCGGUCUCGAUGGGAACGAGGCUGGUGACGGCGUCGAAGCUGCUGUCGGGGACGGGGUCGAUAACAUCCCGGUUGGCCCAGUUGACCCUCCGAUCCCGGUUGCGGAGCCGGAGGGCGAUGCGGCGGGAACUAGUGUUCCCGAGGCGACUCCUCAGACUCAAAUAGAGGAGGGGGAAAUUGGUGAGCAGGAUGAGGACGAGCUCACCAUUGCCGACCGCGCCCGUAGGAAGAAGGGCAAGGCUCUGAAGAAAUCAUCUCGGAAAAAGGGUGAUGAGCCCGAGACGGCCGCGAGUGAAGGGACUUUGGUCCUUCACGAAUCUUCUAACGCUUCUCAGGUUCCUCCAGCGGAUCCGGCUGCCGAGACCGAGAACCCGAGGUCAUCCAAGAGGCGUCGGACCUCUGACUCGUCCUCAUUCUCAGUCCGGCUCAAGUACAACAAGGACCGGUCCUUCUUCGACGACUCGUCCGCCUGUGCCGAGCUCUUCAGGCAGAUCGUGCCGGCCUCGUCUCCAAUGCCAGAGACCAAAGAACUUUUCCGCCCCAAGUCUUACGCUCGGGUCGCGAAAUCUGCCUCCGCUCUCGUCUGUGAUACCAACGAGCUCGUUCGCGAGUACGACUCCGAGGUCGAGAGGCUGAGGAGGAUCAACGCUGAGGACGAAAAGGAAAGGUACGAGGCUGCUGUGCUGGCCUUUACCGAAAAGGAGAAGGAGAACGCGGCUUUGAAGGAGCAAGUCGAGGCCCUGAUGAAGCGGACUGUCGAGCUGGAGGGGGAUGUGGACGCCUUGUCCAAGUCGUUCAAGACAAGCGAGCUCGAGAAGCGGAAGUACCGAGACGCCGAGUCCAAGGGCAGGAAGAUGCUGGCCGCCCUUAGGGGCAAGUGCGAGGGGAAGCUUGCCAAGAUGAAGGACUUCAUGGACAAGUCCAAGCUCAGAAAGGCGCCGUUCCUCAAGCUUAACCAGGCGACUGCUCUGGUCGGUUUCUGCGACUUCCUCAGGAGGGAGCACAAUAUGAUCGUCCCGCCUCACAUCGUGGAGAUGUACGGGCGGAGGGUUAAGAACUGCACGAAGGAGGUCGAUGAUGUCCCUCUCCCGCGGCUCGCAAAUGAGGACUUCCUGCUUCCGAGUGAUGACGACCUCAUCCCAAGGAUCGUGCUUCCGCCAGGAACGCACGUUCCGGAUGGUUUGGACCAGUUUGGCUCGAACUCCAAAUCCAUCUUGGCUGAUCGGGCAGCGAGUCUCAAGAGUCCGGCGUCCGUCGCUCGCCAAUGA
Messenger RNA from Eutrema salsugineum, 2451 nucleotides. Its product is annotated as meiosis-specific protein ASY2-like. The coding region runs from base 1 to 2451 and encodes 816 amino acids. NCBI's taxonomy places the organism in Eukaryota, Viridiplantae, Streptophyta, Magnoliopsida, Brassicales, Brassicaceae. The transcript is spliced from 5 exons. The record is from RefSeq and is a predicted model, not a curated record.